Xiphias gladius (swordfish) is the source of this 851-nucleotide messenger RNA. It is a transcript of the gene ssbp1, whose product is annotated as single-stranded DNA binding protein 1. Bases 349 to 792 code for a protein of 147 amino acids. The transcript has 7 exons. Gene Ontology annotation, molecular function: single-stranded DNA binding. Gene Ontology annotation, cellular component: mitochondrial nucleoid. Lineage: Eukaryota; Metazoa; Chordata; Actinopteri; Istiophoriformes; Xiphiidae. Gene Ontology annotation, biological process: positive regulation of helicase activity; mitochondrial DNA replication. The record is from RefSeq and is a predicted model, not a curated record.
GCUGUCCUUCCUUAAAGAAAAAUUGACACCGCUUUCCAGCAACACGCUGCCGUUUCUCUGCUGCCGCCCGCGAACCAAACCGCGUUAGGAAAAACGUUCGUUUUGAGGAGCUAUAUUUCGUGUACACAUCCGAUGGCGGGAGUCUCCAGAAGCCUCGUUGCUGCCGUGGGACAUCGCCGCUUUGACUUUGAGUCCACGUCUUCGUGUUUGAACCUUCGGCUUGUCUGACCGCAGACCCAGACACCCGACCACCCUUCCACGGAACAGAAAUCAGUCCCCAAAAAGUCCCCGGCUGCCGUUCGUCUGCCCAUUGCCUCGCUCAGAGCUGUCCGCGCAGCAACAGAGAAGAUGUUGAGAAGUGCCUCAGCACAGAUCUUCAGACAGGCGGUGAGAUACAGGAGCACAGACGUCAGCCUCAUCCUGGAGAGAUCGAUCAACCGCGUGCAGCUGUUAGGUCGGGUUGGUCAGGAUCCGGUGAUGAGACAAGUGGAGGGCCGUAACCCUGUUACCAUCUUCUCGUUGGCAACAAACGAGAUGUGGCGCUCUGGAGACGGCGAGAUCAGCUCAACAGGUGACAUCAGUCAGAAGACGACGUGGCAUCGUGUGUCGGUGUUCAAACCCGGUCUGAGAGACGUGGCCUACCAGUACGUCAAGAAAGGGUCUAGGAUUCUAGUGGAGGGGAAACUGGACUACGGGGAGUACGUGGACAAGAACCAGGUUAGACGUCAGGCCACCACCAUCAUCGCAGACAACAUCAUCUUCCUGAGCGACAACGUGCGAGACAGAACCUGAGGGACUUUGCUCAACAACAAGACGACUUCUUUUUUGUGUCUCCCUGGUUAUACAAAAAA